AUGGCCGCCUAUGGUGAUGAUGUGUGGGAAAACGACUUCGGUGGAGAUGGGGACGAGGGCGACUACGAUGACAGCUUCAUCACUGCUGAAGACUGCUGGACCGUCAUCUCCUCUUUUUUCAACAGGAAGGGCCUCGUUUCCCAGCAGAUCGACUCCUUUGACGAGUUUACCAACAGCACCGUCCAGUCCCUGAUCGACGAAUACUCCACCGUCAGCCUCGACCAGACUCUACCAGAGACCGAUGAUGAUGAGCCUGCCCGCAUUCGCCGAUACGAGAUCAAGUUCGGCAAUAUCUUGAUGACCCGCCCGACCCUGACCGAGGCAGACGGCAGCAUCAAGAACCUGCUUCCUUACGAAUGUCGCGACCGAAACCUCACCUACUCCUGCCCGCUCUACGUCAAGAUAACAAAGACGGUCUCGGUCGCGAGGGAAAGGAAGGUCACCGUCGAAGACAUGGACGCCGAUCAGCACCAACACUGGGCCGAGACUGGAGAGCUGCCAACCACUAUCGCGUGGGACCAGGACCAGGCUGAGGAGGACCCAGCGUCGAAGAAGAGCACACCAGAGCACCUGCGGGACAUGGUAUACAUUGGGAAACUACCCAUCAUGGUGAAGUCUCAAAUUUGCCAUCUGCGUGGCGAGGACGAUGACGGCCUGUUCAUGCUGAACGAGUGUCCCUACGACCAAGGUGGCUACUUCAUUAUCAAUGGUAGCGAGAAGGUCUUGAUCGCACAGGAGCGCUCCGCUGCCAACAUUGUGCAGGUCUUCAAGAAGGCGCAGCCGAGCCCCGAUCUGUAUCAGGCGGAAAUUCGAAGCGCUCUCGAAAAAGGCUCGCGCCUCAUCAGCUCCACGACGCUCAAGCUCAAGGCCAAGGGCGAGACUGCGCGGGGAGGUUUCGGACAGACGAUCCAAGCGACCUUGCCCUAUGUCAAGAAGGAAAUCCCGAUCGCGAUUGUUUUCCGUGCACUCGGUGUCAUCAGUGACGAGGACAUCUUGAAUGCCGUCUGUUAUGACCGACAAGACACGCAGAUGAUGGAGAUGUUGCGCCCUUGUAUCGAGGAGGCCUUUGCAAUCCAGGAGCGGGAGGUUGCUCUGGACUACAUUGCGAAGCGUAGCAACUCGGGACACAGCGCAUCCAAGAUCCAGCGGAUGAAGAAUGCAAAGGAGAUCCUGCAGAAAGAGCUGCUUCCUCACAUUGCGCAGACAGAGGGUUGCGAGACUCGCAAGGCUUACUUUCUUGGAUAUAUGACGCACAAACUGCUACAGUGUGCCCUGGGCCGCCGUGACACAGAUGACCGUGACCAUUUCGGCAAGAAGCGUCUCGACCUGGCUGGGCCGCUCUUGGCAAAGCUGUUCCGCAACAUUGUCAAGAAGUUGACUGGCGACAUGAUGGCAUACAUGAAGCGGUGCGUCAGCGAGGGCAAGCACUUCGACCUCGCAUUGGGCAUCCGCCACUCCACCCUCACAAACGGUCUCAAGUACUCCCUUGCGACGGGCAACUGGGGCGAGCAGAAGAAGGCCAUGAGCUCUACGGCUGGUGUCUCUCAGGUUCUGAAUCGAUACACCUUCGCCUCGACACUGUCUCAUUUGCGACGCACAAACACUCCCAUUGGACGUGAUGGUAAGCUGGCCAAGCCUCGCCAGCUGCACAAUACCCACUGGGGCUUGGUUUGUCCUGCAGAGACUCCCGAGGGUCAGGCUUGCGGUCUUGUCAAGAACCUGUCGCUCAUGUGCUACGUCAGUGUCGGUUCCCCAGCGGAGCCUAUCAAGGACUUCAUGGUCCAACGCAAUAUGGAAGUGCUGGAGGAAUACGAGCCCGGCGCCAGCCCUGAUGCCACCAAGAUCUUCAUUAACGGCACGUGGGUUGGUGUCCACAGCCAGCCGGCGCACUUGGUCACUCUUGUGCAAGAGCUUCGACGUCGGUGCAUCAUCUCUCAUGAGGUCUCUCUAGUGCGAGAUAUCCGUGACCGCGAGUUCAAGAUUUUCUCUGAUGCUGGUCGUGUGAUGCGGCCUCUGUUCGUCGUCAACACACCGGACAACGAGACAGGAGCCGAGGAGGGGACCCUGGCUCUGACCAAGGAGCACUGCAGGCGUCUUGAGGAUGAUGCAAAGUACUCCAGAAAGAAAGAUGACGAGGACUACUUUGGGUGGGAUGGCCUGCAGAAUAGCGGUGUCAUUGAGUAUCUCGACGCCGAAGAAGAGGAGACAGCCAUGAUUUGUAUGACCCCCGAAGACCUUGAAGACUUCCGUCAGCGCAAGCUCCGAGGAAAGGACGGCAAAGACGAAGAGCCUGAGGACGAAGGCAGGAGCUUGAAUGCCCGUGUUAAGACCAGGAUUAACCCGGAUAUUCACAUGUACACCCACUGUGAGAUUCAUCCCGCUAUGCUUCUUGGAAUCUGCGCCAGCAUCAUUCCCUUCCCGGAUCACAAUCAGUCCCCUCGUAACACCUACCAGUCGGCCAUGGGUAAGCAAGCCAUGGGUUUCUUCCUCACCAACUACUCUCGCCGCAUGGAUACGAUGGCGAAUAUUCUUUACUAUCCCCAAAAACCACUCGCCACGACCCGGUCCAUGGAAUUCCUGAAGUUCAGAGAACUUCCGGCUGGGCAGAACGCCAUAGUCGCUAUCGCCUGCUACUCUGGAUACAACCAAGAAGAUUCUGUCAUCAUGAAUCAGAGCAGCAUCGAUCGUGGUUUGUUCCGCAGUCUGUUCUUCCGGUCCUAUACCGAUUCGGAGAAGCGCGUCGGUAUCAAUGUCGUCGAGUCAUUCGAGAAACCAUUCAGGAGCGAUACUCUCCGUCUAAAGCACGGCACGUAUGACAAGCUGGACGACGACGGCAUCAUUGCACCAGGAGUCCGGGUGUCUGGUGAGGACAUUAUAAUCGGCAAGACCUCGCCGAUCAAUGCCGACAACCAGGAGCUCGGUCAACGAACCGAGCAGCACGUGAAGCGCGACGCCUCCACCCCCCUCCGAAGCACGGAGAGCGGUAUCAUUGAUUCUGUUAUUGUCACAACCAAUCAAGAUGGCCUCCGCUACGUGAAAGUGCGCGUCCGAACUACCAAGAUUCCCCAGAUUGGUGACAAGUUUGCCUCCCGUCACGGUCAAAAGGGCACUAUCGGUGUCACCUACCGGCAGGAGGACAUGCCUUUUACCCGCGAGGGUAUCACCCCCGAUAUCAUCAUCAACCCGCACGCUAUUCCGUCUCGUAUGACCAUUGCUCAUUUGAUUGAGUGCCUCAUGUCCAAAUUGGCGACACUGAAGGGAAUGGAGGGUGAUGCGACUCCAUUCACAGAGGUCACGGUCGAUUCGAUCUCGGAACUUCUCCGCCAGCACGGAUACCAGUCGCGUGGCUUUGAAGUCAUGUACAACGGGCACACAGGCCGCAAACUCAGAGCACAGGUCUUCUUCGGCCCGACGUACUACCAGCGUCUCCGUCACAUGGUGGACGACAAGAUCCACGCGCGCGCUCGUGGCCCAGUGCAGAUCAUGACACGCCAGCCCGUUGAGGGUCGUGCUCGAGAUGGUGGUCUGCGUUUCGGAGAAAUGGAACGUGACUGUAUGAUAGCUCACGGCGCCGCUGCCUUCCUGAAGGAGCGCCUGUUUGAGGUUUCAGAUGCGUUCCGAGUCCACAUCUGCGAGAUUUGUGGACUCAUGACGCCUAUCGCUAAUCUCACCAAACAAACCUUUGAGUGCCGACCUUGCAAGAACAAGACCAAGAUCGCACAGGUCUACAUCCCCUACGCUGCGAAGCUGCUCUUCCAGGAGCUUGCGGCUAUGAACAUUGCCUCACGCAUGUUUACGGACCGUUCGGGUGUUUCCAUCAGAUGAGCAAUUAUGUUCAUCGGCGCGCACUCUCUCUUUCUCGCGCUCUCUCCAGCUUGCGCUCAGUGGAUCCACAGAGGUCUCAUACCCCUUCGCUCUGUGGCGCAAUUGGCGAUUUGCGCGGCUGGAGAGGGCAAGAAAGGCAAAUAUAGUAUGCAUGGAUUUCGGCGUUGGAGUUGCUGGUCUUUUGUGGUGGGAUUAUUCCCCAGCCAGGAGGGACGAGGAAGACAAAAUCGAUAUGAAGGUGAACACCGUGAGUAGUCUCACCUUGAAGGAGACUUGUAUGGUAGAUAUUGCCAAAAGGGGCGAUGUCUACCGAUCAGAAUGAGUUAUCACCCGAAUGGGGACCGGGGGCGUUACACGCGGAAAUAUGGGCCUGAGAAGAUUCGAAAUUUCUAGAACAAAAGAGAUACCGCCUGUGGUAGUUUACCAGCCCAAAUCAGAAAGAACUAAAAUGAGAUGCC
This is a messenger RNA of Cryphonectria parasitica EP155, 4283 nucleotides long. Its product is annotated as beta and beta-prime subunits of DNA dependent RNA-polymerase. The record is from RefSeq and is a predicted model, not a curated record. Gene Ontology annotation, biological process: DNA-templated transcription. The transcript has 3 exons. Gene Ontology annotation, cellular component: RNA polymerase II, core complex. NCBI's taxonomy places the organism in Eukaryota, Fungi, Ascomycota, Sordariomycetes, Diaporthales, Cryphonectriaceae. Gene Ontology annotation, molecular function: ribonucleoside binding; DNA-directed RNA polymerase activity; DNA binding. The coding region runs from base 1 to 3825 and encodes 1274 amino acids.